Messenger RNA from Naegleria fowleri, 2391 nucleotides. RefSeq lists its product as uncharacterized. Gene Ontology annotation, cellular component: cytosolic small ribosomal subunit. The record is from RefSeq and is a predicted model, not a curated record. Gene Ontology annotation, molecular function: protein binding; mRNA binding; translation initiation factor activity. The transcript is spliced from 2 exons. NCBI's taxonomy places the organism in Eukaryota, Heterolobosea, Eutetramitea, Acrasida, Naegleriidae. The coding region runs from base 1 to 2391 and encodes 796 amino acids. Gene Ontology annotation, biological process: translational initiation.
AUGAGCAACAGACCGCAACCCUCUUCCUCUACGGGCGGCAACAAGGCUCCAUCAUCAUCGGGUGGUAGUCAAAAGCAACAACCACAGAAUCCUCAAACAAGAGGAGGAGGAGGAAAUCAGCAGCAAGCUGGCAAGAAUGAUCCGUCUUCUUCCGGACAACAACAGCAAAAGAAGAAUACCAAUCCUUCUACUCCUUCUGCAAACAAGGGUGCUACUACCACCACUACUACGAGUGGCAACAAGAGUAGCAACGAAACAACGAACGUGAAAGGUGGCAUCACCACUUCUUGGUCCUCUCCAAACCAGAUAUCAGAACAAAAGAAGACCAACCAAGCACCUACAACCACGACAACCAAUUCACCCAAUACACAACAAUCCAUCGAUGAAGAUGCCGAAGGUUACAGGCAAAUGGAGAGUGGUGUAGUGAUGGAUGAACCUUCCAUUCAAUUAGUCGUAAAUUCCAAGUCGGGAGGUAUUCGUAAUUAUUCUAUUCAUUAUCAGGAACAAUCCACUACUUCAUCUACUGAUAAGAUUGAACUAAUUCCCUCCGAAGAGGUUCCACAGUUGAGCACUCAACCUUCAGAUCUCUUGAUGUACUCUGAAGACGGAACCUAUUUGGCUUACCUUGAUAAGAUUGAUCCAUUCUCACCUAACAAAGUUUCCAGACUCUUUGUCAUGGAUUCAUUCUCUGGUGUCAAGAGAUACAUUCUUGUUCAACAAAAAGAAAUUGCCAUCACAAAAGUUCAUUUUUCACCUCGAAAUAGUUAUUUAAUAACUUUGGGAAAGUGGAAUGGAGAUGCCACAGGGCAAGAUGACAAUAUUUUGAAUUACAAUUUGAGAGUUUGGAAUUUAAAACCAUCCACUAGCAGCACACAAGGUGGACUUUCCUUGAAUUUGUCUACAACCCCCAUUGAAUUGAAUGAGAGUGAACACUUGCUAAUGAAAUUUUCACACAAGCCAACCGAAAGUGGAUUAUGGCCAGUGAUUCAAUGGAACGAAGAUGAAACUCUAAUGGCCUAUUUCAAUCCUUCUCAAGAGACUGUCAGUUUUUACAAUGUUGAAGAAGCAUUGAAUGAACAAACAGGACAAAAACAAAUAUCGUUCCAACCUCGAAGCGAUAUUGUCAUUCAAAGGAAAGUGCAUGCUUUUGCACUUUCUCCAAAGAGUACAUUUGCAAUUUACACACACAACACUAACAAGUCAACUGAGCAAAAUAGUGUACGGCUGUACAAAUUGUCCAAUGUCAAACGUCCAGCAGCAACCAAACACUUUUCACAUGAUGUUGACUCUGUAGAAAUGCGUUGGAAUAAGAUUGGUACCGCUCUACUCGUUUAUACAGCAACAAACACUGAUCAAAGUGAUAAGAGUUAUUAUGGUGAAAACAAGCUGUACUAUGUGAGAUCAAAUGGUAAUCUUUCUAAGGAUAUUCAGCUAGAGGAGGAAGGCCCAGUUCAUGAUUUACAAUGGUCUCCAAGAGGAAAUGAAUUCGUUGCCAUCUAUGGUUAUUCUGGUCCAAACAUUAGAGCUACAUUGUUCGAUGCCCAAUCUCAACCAAUUUUUGAAUUCUUGCAACAACCUGAAAACACCACCAACUGGAAAGUGAACAAAAUUUUCUAUGCUCCACAUGGAAGAUUCCUUGUGUUAGCUGGAUUUGGAGGUUUCACUGGUACACUGCUCUUCUUUGACAGAGAGAGAAAACGUUUGAUGGGAAUCAAUCAGGCUGCAGAGCCCACUUUUGCUCAUUGGUCCCCAGACUCUCGACUCUUCAUUGUUGGCACCCAUUACCCCAAAUUACGUGUUGCCAAUAAGUUCCAAAUUUACAAGUACAAUGGUCAAUUAAUGUACCAGCUCACGUUACCUCAAGAUGAUUUCCUUUAUCAUGCCAUAUUCCGUCCUUUAUUAGCAAGCAGAUAUAAGAAUCGUCCUCCCUCACCUCGUGUCCUUAAUCAAGGUGUGGUCAAUGGAACCUCUACUGCGUCAGCCAACAAGUCCUCUCAACAAUUCCACUCUCAAUCUUCCAACGCUAGUACUGCUAAAGUUUCUGCCUAUGUUCCUCCACACCUGAGAGGAAAAACUGCUGAUGUUCCUCAUGGACCUCCUCCAGGAAGUAAUUUCAACCCAUCAUCAUCAAAACCCUCUGCCUCAGGAGGAGCCCCAGUGAAAACCGUUGUGGCUAACAUAUUUGCAGGAAAAUCAGAGGCCAAUCAACCACAAGGUAAAAACACUCCACCUCCACCAAAUUACGAAAUGGCCGAAAAGAAGAAGAAGAAGAGAAUUAGAAAGCGAAAGAAGAAGAAGGGUGCCAACGAAGGAGAAGCAGGUUCAUCCAAUGCACAAGGAGGUGAUGAUCAUGAGGAAGAAGAUGGAGACGAAGAGGAAGCAGACGAAUAA